Striga hermonthica is the source of this 2481-nucleotide messenger RNA. The record is from the annotation of a GenBank genome assembly. Lineage: Eukaryota; Viridiplantae; Streptophyta; Magnoliopsida; Lamiales; Orobanchaceae.
AUGAAAGGUUCGUCUCCCGUGCAGAGUUCAAGUGGUGUAGCCGGCAAUUUCGUAACCAUGACAGAGCUCAGGAACAAGAUUACCACACUCCGAGACUUACUCGAUUUCUCUCCUUGUGUUGGUUCUGCUUCUGUGAGCGAGUUGCUGACGUCGACCCUGAAUGAUCUCUUCAAACGCUACCCAAAGAUUAAGCGAUCAGAAACUAGAGAUGUGCCCAUGAAUAAGACUCUCAAACUUUUUUGUGAUGCUCUGAAAUCACUUGGAGAUCUGUGGACAACCGAGGAGUGGAUGGUCAAAUACAAAUACGACACUUCCAUGAAGUUAGAACAUUUUGAAUUGGAACAAAUUGCACUAGGACUGCUCGAGGACACAAUAAAACUGGCGAGAGAGAGAUUAUUUGACGAGAUGGAUGAGGACGACGACAUGAGGGACUAUAACCCUUCCUCAAACGCCUUUGGAAAAGCACUUUCGGAGUCAUACUCGGAUGGCCCAAUAUCCCUAUCCGCCUCCCCACUAACACCAACUUCAGUUCUCCCAGAUGCUUGGAAAUCGUCGAGCACUGGUGAAAAGGGUUCCUACUCUCCGCCUAUGCUUUUGCCACUCAGAGUCCAAGCAGUCGGAAAACUCAAUCCAAUCGACCUCAAGCGCCUCUCAUUUCACAUGUUCCCUCACGGGACUUCCCUCACGCAGGAUAUUAAUAAUAAUAGUAACAAUAAAGACAGGAUUACCCAAUCAGUCAAGACACAAGAUUGUGAUCAAGAAUCAAGAAUGUUGUUUGAACAACUGAAACCUGCAGAGCACGACCUUAUGGAUAAUCAAGAUGAUGAGAUGAUGGGGGAUAUGGAAAUUGGGAAUGAGGAUGUCGACCAACACAUGGAGACGAGUGACGAGAUUGGAAAAAUCUCAAAAAAAAAAUUCUUCGAGAAAAUAGACAAGGGUGUGAAAAAUUGGAUCGAUGUUCAAACAGUAACCUCACCAAAACCCGAACACAAAAAAUGUGAUAAUAACACAUCAGUUGUUCCAAAUAAGAAUGUAACAAUUCAAUGUUCGCCCCUUCCUGCCGCCAACUUGUCUCCCUCGCUUCCAACUGCCAAUAUGUCACAACCAUCUCCAGUAACAUUUCCGCCUUCCAUACCACCGCCACCGCCACCACCUGUCACUCAACGCAAUACAUUUUCACCAACCCCACCUCCGUUGCCGCCAUCUUCACCUUCACCAAACAGCACUCUAACGCCACCGCCACCGCCACCGCCACCGCCAAUGGCAUCAAGGAACGGUGGACCACCGUCUCCACCACCACCAAUGGCAUCAAAGAAUGGUGGGCCGCCGCCUCCACCACCACCGACGAAAGGAGUAAGAGGGCCACUACCGCCGCCGCCACCACCGGCAAACGGAGGUGGUCAGCCACCGCCGCCGCCAGGGUCAGGGAGCCUUCGUCCUAGGAAAGCCACAACCAAAUUGAAGAGGUCGUCCCAAAUGGGCAACCUGUACAGGAUUCUGAAGGGGAAAGUCGAAGGGUCGAGCUUAGAUGGCAAGUCCGCUAGACGCAAGGGUAAAAUUGGAACUGCGACUGUCGGAGGAAAACAGGGGAUGGCUGAUGCACUUGCAGAGAUGACUAAGAGGUCGGCGUACUUUCAACAAAUCGAAGAAGACGUAAAGAACUAUGCAGGCGUAAUUAAGGAGGUAAAAAUUAAGAUCAGCUCUUUCGAGACGUCAGACAUGACUGAGCUCCUAAAGUUCCACAAGUUUGUGGAAUCCCACCUUGAGAAACUAACUGAUGAAACUCAGGUGCUAGCCAGAUUCGAAGAUUUUCCCGGAAAGAAACUGGAAGCAAUUAGGAUGGCAGCAGCCUUGUACUCCAAGUUAGAUUCAAUUGCCAACACCUUGCAGAAAUGGCCAUUUGCUUCACCAGCUGGCCAACUUUUGGACAAAGUUGAGUCCUACUUCAACAAGAUCAAGGUAGAGAUGGAUGCGCUCGAGCGUACCAAAGACGAAGAACUUAAGAGAUUUAAGGCCCAAAAGAUAAACUUCGAUUUCGGCAUCCUUUUACGGAUUAAGGAACUGAUGGUGGAUGUCUCCUCAAACUGCAUGGAGGUGGCACUUAAGGAGAAAAGGGAAGCCUCAGCUAAAGAAAACCGAGACCCCAACAAACCAGACACGAAAAAUACCGGAUCAGGAAAACUUAUGUGGAGGGCCUUUCAGUUUGCAUUUAGAGUCUACACAUUUGCAGUAGUGUUGUUGGUGAAACCUACCAUCAACAAAUUAGUGCUAGAGGAAGGGUCUCCCACAUCUAAGUUCGGUGGAUCUGUCUUGUUGUUGAUUCUCGUUAUUUUCUUCAUGUCGUUUAUCCUCUCAAAUCAUGCGUCUUUUCUACGCAACCCCCUCGUCUACCACACCGUCCUCGUGCAGUGUACCUGUCGUAUCACAUUUAAUGCGCUUGUUGUUUCCAAUUUGUCAAUCAAUCCUGACCGUCGAUUUUGA